AAAAAAAAAAUAUAUACACGAAGAUAUAAACAUUAUUCAAUUUAAACAGAAUUAUAAAGACUUUAAUAAUAUAAACAGUGUGAAUAUAUAUAAAAGUGAAUUAUAUUUAUAUUCUAUAAAUUUAUUUGAUGCAGGAUUAUAUAAUUUAUCUUUUGUCUUUUAUUUUAUUUUCUUCUACUAUAUAAAAAUAUAUAAUUUAAAUAAAAUAUAUGAUAGAUAUCAAUAUUUCUUCAUAUUAUAUUCAGAGAUGUAUUUAGAAAAAUAUUUAUUUUCGAACCCAUUCAUAUUUUCUUCUAUAUUUAAUUUCCCUCAUAUAUUGAAAUAUCCAAAGCAUGCAGAUGAAAAAAAAAAUAUUAAUCAAACAAAAAAAACAACAACAACAAAUAAUAAUAAUAAUAAUAAUAUGAUGAUGAUGAUGACUGAUGGAAAUAAAUAUGAUACAUGUAAUUAUAAUAAUUCUUUUUUUAAAUCUUACGACGUAUUCAAUAAGGAUAAUAUAAUAAUUAUAAACAACAAAGAAGAGAUAGGAGAACAUGUCGAUUUUAUAUAUUCUUUAAAAUUAUUUUCAAGGCUGAUAAAUGGACUCUUCAUAUUAAUAAGAAAUAAUGAUGAUACAAAUAAUAUAAUUAAUAACACAACUUACAAUAAUAAUAAUAAUAAUAAUAAUUAUAUAUAUGAUCUUAUGGAUAUACUCUUUAUAAAACAAAAUGAAGAACAUGAUGAAAAUUUUAACCACUACAUAAAUGAAGAAUAUAAAAAUAACCGUGAUAAUAUAUUAGAUGAUAAUGGAUUUACUAAAUAUAAAAAUACAGAUACAAUCAUAAAUUUUAGAAACGAAAUAAAUUGUAUUUUUAAUCUGUUGAAUAAAUUAACAUAUUUAAAAAUAAGAAAUAUAUCAGAAAAUAAAAUUAAUUUAAAUUAUUUCCUCAUAAAUCUUGUUAAAAAAAUAUGGAGUAUCAAUAGGCAUAAGAAAAAUGUAUUAUCAAGUGGACAGAAUAAUAAAAAUAUGAAUACAAAGAAAAGAAAUACAAAAGAAAAUAAUAUACAUCAUGUAAAUAAUGUAAGUGAAUUAGAUAAAGACCCUAUUGAAAAUAAAUAUAAAAAUAAAAAUAAAAAUAAAAAUAAAAAAUAUCAUGAUCAAAAUAAUAUUUAUGAUAAUGAUCAUAUUAUGAUUAGGUUUCACGCCCUAUUUGAUAUAGCUUUAUGUGAUUAUAAUAAUAAUAGUAAAAAGAAAAAAAAAAAAAUGAAGAUAUUUUAUUAUUAUGCAGCAUUAAAUAAAUAUAAAAUAUUAUUAACACAUUUAUUUUUUU
Molecule: messenger RNA, 1310 nt
Organism: Plasmodium gaboni
Lineage: Eukaryota; Apicomplexa; Aconoidasida; Haemosporida; Plasmodiidae
Product: putative membrane protein
Exons: 1
Biological process (GO): vacuolar acidification
Cellular component (GO): RAVE complex
Source: RefSeq, a predicted model, not a curated record